CUCCGGGGAUGCACCGAUUAUUUUGAAUGGAGGCAGCGCAGAGCGGCUGUGGCUGCGUUAACGUUAAAUCAUCAACGAUGGUUUUUAAAGUUAUUUCAGGGACGAAUCUUUAUUUAUUGCAGCGACGUUUGUGAUUAGUUUGUAGUCUUUGUAACUGACUUCCGGAGCUUGCUAGCUAGCUGCUCACUGAGCCCGUGCGAGAGGGUUUUAGGCCUCAUCGUUUGACGUCAGCAGGUCAGUGACGUAUGUCAGAAAUAUAAGCGUGUGUCUGACGUGUAGCCGCGGGGGUCCGCGCUCACAGGAAUGAACUAUGGAAGGCUGGAAGUCAAAAUAAAGCGGGUUUGUCCGAGGAAGAGGGCGCGAGACCACCUGAAGCCUCACCUGACACCUGCCGGGCAGAGAGGAGGGGCUUCCCCACUAUGCAGCAUCAUGGCAGAAAGCAGAGCUGUGGAGUACUGCAGUGAUGCCGAGGAUUUAUUCGGCGACUACGACAGCAUCCUGGAGGACUCGUCCAUCCUGGCGAAGCUGGAUGAUGCAGAGCAGAACGAAAGGCUUCGAGAGGCGGGGCAGCAGCUGUCAGAGGACGGGGACGUGCUCUCAGACUCCAUCCUGGAUGGCAUCGGGGUCGGACCCCCGGAGGACCUACCUGCCAGCCAGCUGCAGUUUCAGGAGGAGGUCCAGGAGAAGGUGAAGAGGAGCAGACUGCAGGAUGGAGACAAAACCUCGACGCCUUUUAGAGGACGAACCAGCGUGGAGGAUCAAACCAGGAUGGCGGCCGGAGCGAGGAGGAGCGUCGUCGACCAGCUGAAGAGGACGAUGCUCGGGAAUGCGGCGGCUCCCGCUGCCGUUUCCCGGACGGCGGUGCUGAAGGAGGCGGUGGUUUCUGAGGAGAUGAGCGUCGCCAUGCAGGCCAUGGAGACGGUGUCUGCCCACACGCCCGACCUCGGGCCCUUCUUCAGCCUCCCGACCAAAGUGAAGGAGCUGAUGUUCAGACUGAGAGGAAUCCAGAGCUUAUAUGCCUGGCAGGAGACAUGCCUGAACCUGGACUGUGUUCAGCAGAGGAAGAACCUCAUCUACUCCCUUCCUACCAGCGGAGGGAAAACUCUGGUAGCCGAGAUCCUCGUCCUCAGAGAGCUGCUGUGCAGGAGGAAGGACUGCCUGUUCAUGCUGCCCUACAUAUCGCUGGUGCAGGAGAAGGUUCGUGGUUUAGCGAGCUUUGGCCUGGAGCUGGACUUCAUGGUGGAGGAGUACGCUGGCAGCAAGGGCAAGUUUCCUCCCGUGAAGAGAAGAAACAAGAGAUCCCUGUACAUCGCCACCAUAGAGAAGGCCCACAGCCUCGUCAACUCUCUGAUAGAGACCGGCAGGCUGGAUGACCUCGGGCUGGUGGUGGUUGAUGAGCUUCACAUGCUGGGUGAUGGCAGCAGAGGGGCUAUUAUAGAAAUGACUCUGGCCAAAGUUCAGUAUGUCAGCAAAACGACUCAGAUUAUCGGAAUGAGCGCCACUCUCGGGAAUAUCCACGACCUGCAGACGUUUCUGAGGGCUGAAAAUUACACGAAUGACUUCAGGCCUGUUCAGCUGAAGGAAUACGUUAAACUGCACGACUCCAUCUAUGAGGUGGACCCAAAAGAAGAGAACUGUUUCAGAUUCUCACGUCUUCUCAACUUUAAAUACUCGAGCGCGAUGCAGAAGAUCGACCCCGAUCACAUCAUUGCUCUGGUGACCGAGGUCAUCCCAGCGCACUCCUGCCUGCUCUUCUGUCCCACCAAGAAGAACUGUGAGAAUGUGGCUGCGAUGAUCUGCAAAUAUCUGAAAGAGGACUUCCUGCGGCACCGCGAGGCGGAGAAGACCGUCCUCCUCAGGGAGCUGCGGGACAGCGGGAACGGCUCGCUGUGUCCGGUGCUCAGGGCCACCGUGCCGUUCGGGUUGGCGUACCACCACAGCGGGCUGACCUCCGAGGAGAGGAAACUGGUGGAGGAGGCCUACUCCAGCGGGGUCCUCUGCCUCCUCACCUGUACCUCCACCCUGGCUGCAGGAAUCAACCUACCUGCCCGCAGAGUGAUCCUGCGCUCGCCAUACGUGGCCACGGACUUCCUGAAGAGAAGCCAGUACAAGCAGAUGGUGGGACGGGCCGGCCGAGCGGGGAUCGACUCGGUGGGCGAGAGCAUCCUGAUCCUGCAGGAGAAGGACAGGAACACGGCUAAAACUCUGGUGUGCGCUCCCAUGGAGAACUGUUACAGCAACCUGAUGCACGAUGAUGGAAAAGGCCUCCUGAGUCUCAUCCUGUCCCUCAUUGGAUUAAACAUCACGUCGUCUGUGGAGCAGCUGCAGGACUUCCUGCGGGGGACACUGCUGUUCGUGCAGCAGCAGCAGCUGUGCGUGGGCAGGAGUCUGCAGGAUGCGGUGCAGCAGUGCGUGGACGUCCUGAAGGAGAAAGACCUCGUCACAGAAGACUCGCACAGUCAAAACCUGCAGGUCACCAAGCUGGGAAAGGCCAUGUACAAAGCCUCGGUGGAUCUGACCUACAGUGACGUCCUCUACAAAGACCUCUCCAAAGGUCUGGAGGCUCUGCUGCUCAACAGCUACCUGCACCUGGUCUACCUGGUCACUCCGUAUGACAUGAUCAAUCAGUGCAAACCUGACUGGAUGAUCUUCUUCAGGCAGUUCACGCUGCUUUCUCCGGCCGAGCAGAAGAUGUCGGCCGCCAUCGGAGUGCCCGAGAGUCUCGUGGCGAGAAAAGCUGCCGGACAGACGGUGAAAAAGAGCGUGGACGUGGCGGCGGUGAGGAGGAUGUACCUCGCACUCGUCCUCUUCUCUCUGCUGAAGGAAACGGACGUUUGGAGCGUCUCGGAGCGUUUCCAGCUGAGCCGCGGCUUCGUGCAGAUGCUGCUCAGCUCCUCCUCGGCCUUCUGCUCCUGCGUGCUGCACUUCACCCAGGAGCUCGAGGAGUUCUGGCCGCUCAGAGCUCUGCUCGCCGAGCUGACGCGGCGCCUCAGUUACUGCGUGAAGGCGGAGCUUAUCCCUCUGAUGGAGGUGGCCGGAGUCCUGGAGUCGAGAGCGAAGCAGCUGUACAGCGCCGGCUACAAGACGCUGCCUCAGCUGGCCAACGCCGACCCGGCCGUUCUCUGCAGAACCAUACAGAACCUCUACAAGAAACAGGCCCAUCAGAUCGUGGCCUCCGCUAAGAUGCUUCUGAGCGAGAAAGCUGCAGCUCUGCAGGAGGAGGUGGACGACCUGCUGGCAGCGCCCACUGACCUCCCGGCGGCGCCCUCUGAUGGACCCCCUUUGACAUGAGCUCAUCGGAGGAGUUUUAUUCUCUCUGAGCGCUGCUUUUGAUUUUAUUGUGAAAUUGUUUCUUAUUAAAAUGAUGACCAGAACAACUCGGCCGUGUCUGUGUGAGAAAUUUCAGCAGAAACAUCACUUCCUGUCCUCGUUGCUCUCUUUCAACACUUCGGUCUGCUCUUAUUUUGUCAUCUGUGCUUCCUGUCGUCAUGCAUUGGCGUCAUUGAAGACACAAAGAUCGAUUUUAGACUCGAGGCCGUGAAGCUGCUGCACGAGGUCACGUUUGGCCUGUUGGAGGCGGUUUUCACGUUUCUGUUUUAAAGGAGCCCGAGCGCGUCAGGUGAGCACAGGUGAGUGAGGGGCGUGGGGCUCGUCACCAUCAGCUCGUCUCUGAUGGAGCUGCGUGUUUGUGACUCAGAAAAAUAAAACACCUGUAAAUAGUGAUGGUUCAGUGCUUCCAGCUGCUGGUUAAAAUGCAGAAAUGAGAGAAAAUGACUGACAUUUUCUUAUUUUUAUAGACUUGUAUUUAUUUAUUAGAAACUGAAAAGUCACUUCCUGUCUGUUUCAUCAGGUGAGCAGGACACACAGGUCCUACCUGUGGAAAUAAAUAAAUGUGCUUCAACAAA
Messenger RNA from Archocentrus centrarchus (flier cichlid), 3905 nucleotides. It is a transcript of the gene helq, whose product is annotated as helicase, POLQ like. The record is from RefSeq and is a predicted model, not a curated record. Bases 304 to 3291 code for a protein of 995 amino acids. NCBI's taxonomy places the organism in Eukaryota, Metazoa, Chordata, Actinopteri, Cichliformes, Cichlidae. Gene Ontology annotation, molecular function: ATP binding; nucleic acid binding. The transcript has 18 exons.